Messenger RNA from Leptomonas pyrrhocoris, 629 nucleotides. RefSeq lists its product as hypothetical. Gene Ontology annotation, cellular component: COPII-coated ER to Golgi transport vesicle; endoplasmic reticulum membrane; Golgi membrane. Gene Ontology annotation, biological process: endoplasmic reticulum to Golgi vesicle-mediated transport. The transcript has a single exon. The record is from RefSeq and is a predicted model, not a curated record. The coding region runs from base 297 to 629 and encodes 110 amino acids. NCBI's taxonomy places the organism in Eukaryota, Euglenozoa, Kinetoplastea, Trypanosomatida, Trypanosomatidae.
AGUAUCUAAUUUCCCACAGCUUAUUUUGGGAUCGUACCCGUUCACGUUUGUGAAGUACCCCAAGACAAAAAAGAUAAUUAAAGUAUUUGCUGGAUCUCCAAAAAGCAGCUACUGCUCUGCUUUCACACUGACGCAUUUGUGCCGACUCUGCUAGGCCUUUAAAAUCUUCGCUGUUUCGACGUGCAAGUGGCGCCGGAUCAGGCUUGUGCGCGUGUCAGCGAAGCACCACUAACCCCUUCUUGAACACUUUCUGUUUAUCACCAUUUUUUUUUUUUAGCACAACAAAAGGCUCUGCAAUGGGCGUCAGUAUCUACUCGCUGAUCAACGCAGUCGUACUGUGCCUCAACGCGCUCGCCAUCUUGUCCGAGUCGCGGUUUCUUUCGAAAUUCGGCCUGGCCACCCCCAACGCGCUGCAAGGGCCGGUGUCGCGGCAAGAGACCGCGUUUAGCGACUACUCCCCCAACGCUUUCGACUCCGACAUUGGCACAAACGCGAACAACGGCGGUGCUCGCGUCUCGUCCAUCAAGUUGCAGAUCGCCUCUCUUCUUCACUCUGUCCGUCUGCUGCUGCGCUGGCCGCUCAUCUUUGCGAAUGUGGUCUUUGUGUUCGUUGCGUUGAUCUUUGGCUGA